Messenger RNA from Suillus plorans, 438 nucleotides. RefSeq lists its product as uncharacterized. The coding region runs from base 1 to 438 and encodes 145 amino acids. The record is from RefSeq and is a predicted model, not a curated record. The transcript is spliced from 2 exons. Lineage: Eukaryota; Fungi; Basidiomycota; Agaricomycetes; Boletales; Suillaceae.
AUGCCUAUCGAUACACCUUGUGCGGUGAAUGCAUUACCCACAACUCACCCCUCUGUGCAUAUCAACACAGAGCCUCAAUCCAUGCAUCCAGUGUCACAGUCUUGCACUCCACGGUCUCACUCUCCAUCCCUUACUUCUGUUGUGGCUGUGAGUCAGGCACCAGUUAGUCGGCCAGAUACUCCUUAUGGUGGAUCGAGUGUAGAUUGUAGGAGUCGUCGAGUGUUGAAUCGGGCAGAUGAAGCGCCAUACCGCAGAGCCAGCAGUUGUUCAAGAAGUCCCGAUAUGUCAGGUCGUGCCAGUACUCUAUAUGCUGGCGCUGGGUGUCAGCGGUUGUUGUCCAUGCCUCCAUCUAGUGGUGGGGAACAUGAUGUUUUGAUGGACUAUGACCUUCCUCUCCAAAUGGAAAUUGACCAUGACAUGCUUUCAAUCCAGCCUUGA